AUGACGACUGAAGAUAUUCCAAAGACGCACAAAGCCGUCAUCUACUCAAAUCCUGGUACUCUGGCCACUGAAGUAAUUGAUGUCGAAACACCAGAGCCUCAACGGGGAGAGAUCCUCAUCAAACUCCUUUACUCCGGUGUCUGCCACACGGACUUUGCCUUCAUCAUGAAUUCUUAUGGACAUAUGCCGGAGCCGACGCCGCAAGGUCAGAUUGGAGGACAUGAGGGCGUUGGAUAUGUCGUCAGGCUGGGUGACGGAGUGACAGAGGUCCAGUUGGGUGACCGCGUUGGAGUGAAAUGGAUCACGUCGGCCUGUCUGAUCUGCUCCGAGUGCCUCGCUGGGUUCGACAAUCGUUGUAAGAAGCGCAAGGUCGCAGGGUAUAAAACGCCCGGUACAUUUCAACAAUAUAUCAUCAGCGAUCCCCGAUAUGUCACUCCCAUUCCCGAGGGACUCUCUUCUGAGGCAGCUGCCCCUCUCCUCUGUGGCGGAGUGACCGUGUGGUCUGCUCUAUUAUACAGUGAGUGUAAGCUGGGCGACUGGCUUCUAGUAUCCGGCGCCGGAGGGGGCCUCGGUCAUCUGGCCGUCCAGUAUGCAAAGGCAUUCAAUCUGAGGGUCAUCGCCGUCGACCACGGCUCGAAGGCGGACUUUUGCAAGUCCCUCGGGGCAGAUGUCUUUCUUGACUUUACCCAAUUCAACUCGGCAGACCUUGCUACCAGAGUCAAGGAGGUCACCGAUGGAGGAUGUCAUGCCGUUAUGGUUUGCAAUGCCAGCUCCAGAGCGUACGAUCAGGCGCUCGAUUUCCUCCGGUAUGCGGGAACGCUGGUCUGCGUGGGAAUCCCGGAAGUCGACCCUCACCCCAUGCCAAAUGCUGCCCCCUUCAAGAUCAUCGGGAAUCUCUGGAAAAUAAAAGGCGCUGUGACCGGAAACAGAAUUAUGGCGAUUGAUUGCCUGCAACCGGCAGCCCAUGGUCAUAUCUUUGUCGCUGUCGUUGGCAAAGCAGUCUAUAAUGUCUACUUCCAUCCCCUUCGCCAUUAUCCAGGGCCCAAGUUGUGGGCCGCGUCUAGGCUGCCCUGGAUAUGGACUGCGAUAAGCGGCGAGAUACACAAUAAGAUCUCGGAUCUCCAUCAAGCAUACGGCCCUGUCGUCAGAACGGCCCCGAAUGAGCUGUCGUACAUCAGCGACAACGCGUGGAAGCAAAUCUACGGCCAUCGACCAGUGGAAAUGCCCAAGGAUCUCAAAGGUCCAGGACUUCUUCCAACGUUCAAGAAUACCGAAUCUAUCGUGACUGCGUCGUCGGGCAACCACCCUCGAAUGAGACGGCUGAUAUCCCAUGCAUUCUCCGAGAAAGCGAUCAGGGAACAGGAGGACUUGGUCCAGAACUUCAUUGACCAAAUGAUUUCACGACUCACCGAUAAGUGUAAAGAGGGGCGACAAGAUAUGACGUCCUGGUUCAACUGGUGUACAUUCGACAUCACGGGCGACCUGGCCUUUGGCGAACCAUUCGGGUGCCUCCAAGAGACUCAAUAUCAUGAGUGGGUGAAACAGAUCUUUCAGGGGGUGAAGGUGUAUCCCUGGAUGCAGGCCAUCGUCUAUUACGGACUGCUUCCUGUCGCUAAGCUCCUUGCGCCCAAGGAACAACAAAGGGCCAAAGAGGAAGCCGACGCCAAAGCCUACGCGAAGCUCGACAGGCGGAUCGCCCGAAAGGACCAAAUCCAACGAAAGGACUUUAUGAACUACAUCCUCCGGGAGAACAAGCAAGGGUCCGCAGGCAUGACCAUGCCGGAAAUCCAGGAGACGGCCGUCAUUCUGAUCAUCGCGGGCAGCGAGACCACCGCCACGCUCCUCUCGGGGCUUCUGUAUUUUGUCCUCCGCCAUCAAUCUGUCUACCAGCGAAUGGUGCGAGAAGUCAGAAGUACGUUCACGAGCUACGAGAACAUCACCAUGGUGACGACCAACGGGCUCAAAUAUAUGCCAGCCGUGGUCGAGGAAGCAUUCAGGCUCUAUCCUCCCUCACCCAACGCCUUUCCCCGGUUGGUGCCGGGAAAGGGGGAAGCAAUCGAGGGCCGCUGGGUUGCGGGGGGCAUGACAGUAGGAGUCCAUCCUUUUGCGGCAUCGAGGCACCCGGACAACUUUUAUCGCCCGCUUGAUUUCCUACCUGAGCGCUGGCUGGCUCCCCACCUACUAGAGAAGGACGACGUACCCGCCGAGAUGUUUGCCAGAGAUAAGAAGAAUGUCUCGCAACCUUUCUCAUUCGGUCCUCGCAAUUGCAUUGGCAAAAGCCUAGCAUACGCCGAGAUCCGCGUGAUUCUGUCCAAGCUACUGUGGACUUUCGACUUGGCUUUGGCUCCCGAGUCUGACAAUGACGACUGGGCAAGAAUUCAGAAGACAUACAUGCUCUGGGAGAAGCCCGCUUUGAUGGUCAAUCUGACGCCAGUCAAAUAG
This is a messenger RNA of Fonsecaea nubica, 2442 nucleotides long. RefSeq lists its product as hypothetical. NCBI's taxonomy places the organism in Eukaryota, Fungi, Ascomycota, Eurotiomycetes, Chaetothyriales, Herpotrichiellaceae. Gene Ontology annotation, molecular function: heme binding; iron ion binding; zinc ion binding. The record is from RefSeq and is a predicted model, not a curated record. Bases 1 to 2442 code for a protein of 813 amino acids. The transcript is spliced from 8 exons.